This is a messenger RNA of Drosophila pseudoobscura, 1548 nucleotides long. RefSeq lists its product as uncharacterized. The transcript has 3 exons. Lineage: Eukaryota; Metazoa; Arthropoda; Insecta; Diptera; Drosophilidae. The coding region runs from base 101 to 1471 and encodes 456 amino acids. The record is from RefSeq and is a predicted model, not a curated record.
CCUCUAAUGUAUAACACGGUCACACUGUUUGGAAUGUUUAUUUUUAGCCGUCAAAGUUUGUCCCGUACCAGAAAAGUGCGACUUUAUAAAUCAUUUCGUAAUGAAGGGAAUGAUUAUUGUUCCCAUGGACAUAGAUCCUGGCUUCCGCAAGGCAACCAUCCACAAUUUACCCACCCUCAACAGCGGAAUGGUGUAUAACUUUUGCCUGGCAGCAUCCUCCGAAAAGUCACAAAAUAUAUCGACGGAUAAAAAUGAUCUCUUAGCAGAUUAUGUGCAAUUGCGACAGAAGGGCAGCAUCUGCGAACUGAAGGCCAUGGUAUUCUCCGCAUCCGAGUUUGCCGAUACGGACACACAUGCCAAUGUCGCCAUCAAAGUUCUCGAAAACCCGCGGGCCAUUGCCGAGGGCCAAUGCAGUCGGUGCCCCGAUUCUGAAGUGUGUCCACAUAUUGUGGCCUUCACAUUUUGGCUACUGCACAAGAGUACGGAGCGACAACCCUCUGCUGUGGUUGAAUUUUGGGGGCACGAACUGGAAUUGCUAGUGCAGACGGAGCCCACACGGGCCAUUCAAAUAUGUGAUAUGAUUCCAAAGGAUGAAGUCCGACUGCAGAGUGACGCGAGCUCUCAAAAAAUGAACGACAGCGAUGGUCAGGCCUUCCUCUCGACUGUGCUGGAGGAAAUAGCUAUUUGUGGACGUGGAUCGGCUCUGUACCGGCAGUGUGUGGAGACCAGUGAUGAGUUUGAGACACUCUUUGUGCAUCAUGUGCUGUUGAGGGCAAACGAGUACAACAUACACGAUGUCCAGGGCUUUGCGCAGCACAUGGAGCAGCAGGCGCAGAUCGGUCUCAUUGAGAGCCUCAAUGAUGUGAGCAGGAACCAGUACAAGUCGAGGCUGUGGGUGGAAACGCAGUACAUGCGCAUACGCUGCUCCAUGAUAAACCUUUUGGCUACUCGCAAAACGGCCGAGGAUGAUGAGCAGAUAUUCAACAUGAUGUUCUGCAAGGGUCGCGACACGAACACCGAUGCCCGUAUGCAGCUGAAGCAGCACAAGCGAUUCAUUCUUAAGCAGACGGAAAAACUGGAAAAUAAAGAGUACGUCGAAUGCGGACUGAUGCUGCACGAGAGCUAUCCGUUUUUGUGCGCUACACCAGAUGGAAUCACAGACGAUCACAUUGUUGAGAUCAAAGCACCAAAGUCCGAGGAGGACUUUCAAAGGUAUCUCGAGGCCGGCGAAUCGAUAGCACCCAAAUAUAUGGCUCAAAUACAGAUACAAAUGUUUGUGGCAAAUGUCAGCAAGGCGCUCUACUGCGUCCUCAGUCCCAUAUUCGAGACGAACGGGGCCCUGCACUAUGUCUGGGUGGAAGCCGAUCCGGAAUUUGUGGCCAGUCUGAUCACCAUGGCCGACGACUUUUGGAGGGACAUUGUCUUUCCGCGCCUUCUCAACACCUAUCCCCAGAUAACAUAUUCCCAUUAGGGAAUACCCCUAUCCAGGAGUAGGAGUAAAGAGUCUGAUCCCCCGACUAGUCAAUAAAUGAAAAAUGUGUAAUCUUA